AUGUCCACAGCCAACACGGCGGAAAGGCUCGACGCCGCAAUCGCGGAAUUCUUCUCGUCCUGGGACAUGUUCACCACCGUGCUGGCCAUUAUCCUAGGCGUAGUGCUGAUCUACCCUCUGCUGACCAGGCGAGAGUCGGACACGCACCCGUUCCUGCUGGCCAGACAAGCACAAGUGGCACCGGUGCGGCAGCCCGGGCACUCGGCCGUCUACCGAGCCAUCGACCUCCCUCACGGCUAUCCUCUCCGUUCCGGCCUGGGCGUCAAGGACCCCGGAGCGCCUAGGUGGACGGCUGGCCGGGCAGGCGAUCUGCGCGAUGUCUGGCGAUCGGCGGCCCGCGGCGCGGUCAAGGACGACGGCACGCUGACGGGAGAGAAGGGCAAGAUACUGACGGUGCUCGGCCGGGACAAAGUCACCGAGCACGAGCUGGACGACCUGACGCUGGGCAUCAAUGUGGUCGGCCAGUACGUCAAGCGAAACAAUGGCCAGUCGGUGGCUGUGUGCUUGUCAAACUCGGUGGAAUUGCUGUCCGCCAUCUUUGCCGGCUCCUUCUACGGCUUCUCCACGACUUUGAUUCCGUACGGCCUGCCCCAGGACAAGCUGAACUCGCUGCUGUCCAAAACAUCCGCGGAUCAUGUCAUCGCCGAGGCUGGCACGUUGGAUCUGGACGCCAUGCAAGCAACCAGCCAAUCCAUCAAGAACGUCAUCUGGGUGGCCAAUUCGUCGAGCCAGCAUAUGGAAUGGUCGGCCAACGCCCCCAGCGGGCUCAGCGUGGCUUCCUGGCAUGAGCUGGUGCAAAAGAACCACCGCAGUACGAAUUCCGAGGUGCUGCCUCUGGAUCUGGACUCGCAGGUGCCGCCGGUGUCGAUUUUCUACCCGGCUGCCAACGGAGGCUAUGACUUGGUCAAGUAUACGUCUGGGAACCUGAUCUCCGGCACAGCCGGCCUACAAGCCACGCUAUUGCGGGCGUACAAGCUCUCGCCCAGCGAUACCGUACACGCCACGACCAGCCUGACGGACAGCUACACGCUCUGCUGGAUCCUGGCGGCGCUGUACUCGAACGCCAGCGUGUCGCUGAACUCGGUGGCGGGCGACAACGUCGACCUCAUCCAGGCCACGGCGCUGAGCAGGCCGACCGUGGUCAUCGCCUCGCCGUCCACGGUGCAAGCAUAUCUCGAGCACCCAACCACCAAACUGCCGUCAGGUCUGUCCAAGUACGUGUCCAAGCGAACCCUGCAGGCCGGAAACCUGCCGGCCAAGAGCGCAGGCACUCUGGCUUCGUCUCUGGCCAGCCUUCGUGUCUUGCUGAUCCCACAAUCGACCAAUUUGCCCGCCAAGACCCGUCUGUCUUCGUCGACCCUGCACACCCUGCGCUCCCAUUUGCAAAGCCGCAUUGGCUAUGCACUGACCACGCCUCUCGUGGCCGGCGCCAUCACCCAAACCAAUAUCCUCGACUACCGCGACAAGGGGGCGCGAGUGUGUCUAGGCGCUCCGCUAAGUUCGGUCGAGGUGCACGUUUCGGGUGACGAGGAGAUCAUGGACACCCACACCCCUCAGGGAAAGAUCACCGUCAGAGGUCCUGCCGUGGUUGGCGGAAAGAUUACGCUCGACGUCGAAGGGCAGGUGGACGAGGAUCACACUCUGCUCUUGCCUUAG
This is a messenger RNA of Capronia epimyces CBS 606.96, 1656 nucleotides long. RefSeq lists its product as uncharacterized. Lineage: Eukaryota; Fungi; Ascomycota; Eurotiomycetes; Chaetothyriales; Herpotrichiellaceae. The coding region runs from base 1 to 1656 and encodes 551 amino acids. Gene Ontology annotation, cellular component: membrane; endoplasmic reticulum. The record is from RefSeq and is a predicted model, not a curated record. The transcript has 4 exons. Gene Ontology annotation, molecular function: long-chain fatty acid-CoA ligase activity.